Molecule: messenger RNA, 3177 nt
Organism: Naegleria lovaniensis
Lineage: Eukaryota; Heterolobosea; Eutetramitea; Acrasida; Naegleriidae
Exons: 5
Coding region: 1-3177 (1058 amino acids)
Biological process (GO): proteolysis
Molecular function (GO): serine-type endopeptidase activity
Source: RefSeq, a predicted model, not a curated record
AUGCCUCGAAAAGGUUUCUGUCAUCAUCUCGCCAGACCAACAGCAGAGAUGACAAGGCUUCUACAGGUCAUGAUGCCUCUAUUUCUCGCAUCAGCAUUGAUAUUCAUCAUUGCAACGAUGAUAUCUACUACUCCUACUUUGGCCCAGGCCGUUUUAAAGGGAGAACAGAAUUUAUUAAAUUUAUUGAAUUCGGAAUCAUCCUCAAGAAGGGAUUUUUCUGCUCAUCAUAGAAGAAGAAUUUCAUUGGAAGAUUUGAACUUGCUCAACAAUAAGAGAUCCUUGAUGAGAGAAGAUGGUUCUUCGGUUUUGAACUUUUUUGAGCAGAAUCCUUUUAUCAGUGAGACAAAUGCAUGGAUUCAUGAAUUUCAAUCGUCAUCUCCAAACAAAAGAAGUACGACCACAACAGCAUCUGACAAUGAUAUUCAUGUGUUGGUCACUUUUAAAACAAACCAAGACUCUCGUCAAUAUGAGAAAAUUCUUUCGACUCCGAUGGGAGAAAACACUUUCACAUCUCGAGUGAAUGUGCAACAAUUGAAAAGACUUAUUGAAGAUGAAAAUGUUAAAGUUGUGGAGCAUUUCGACCCCAUGUUCAAGUUUGUCGAGUCUCAAUUCACUCCAGAAAACACUUGGGCUAAGAAUAUCCAAAGAUUUUUUGUAGAUCCAAAUGCAAAAUUCAGACACGCCGAUACGAAUUUCAAAUUAUCUGCUGAGCCAUUCAUCCGAAGACCAAGUGAAAAUUGGCAAUUCAGUUACACAGAUAGAAAUGGAGAGGAGUUUGUUGUGUUGAGAAUUCUCACUGAGGAAAGAUCAGCAUUGAAUGGCUACUUGCAAAAUCUCAAGGAGUUUUCUCGAGGAUCUAUUCAGUUCCUUAAUAAUGUCGGAAAUAGAUUCAUGAUGUCUGUUAAAAAGAGUGACGCUCUUGCAGUCACUUAUGAAAUUUCUAAAAGAUCAGAGGUUUUCUGGGUUGAGCUUGCUCCAAAGAAUGAAUUGCACAAUUAUUGGGCUAGAGGCAUCACUCAAAGUGGCCUACCAGAGUCUCAACCAGUUACUUAUCGAGGAUUAACAGGAAAGAAUCAAAUCGUUACUGUUGGUGAUUCUGGAUUGGAUGGAAACUCAUGUUUUUUCCAUGACAGUGACCAUGAAGUCCCGUAUGUUAAUACUACUUCAUCUCUUUCAGUCAGCAGUCACAGAAAAAUUGCUUCUUACUGGGGUUUGAUGGAUACUAUUUCUGAAGACAAUGCUCAUGGUACUCACGUUGCUGGUACUAUUGUUUCUCAAUCCACAACUGAUGCUCUCAGUCAACACAAUGGUAUUGCUCCAGAUGCUAAGGUUGCAUUUACUGACAUUGGAUGCUCAGAUCCAAAAGGAUGUUCAUGUCAUGGCGUUGAGAAGGGAUGUUAUUGCGAUGGCAGAUAUGACAAAAAGUGUCCAGCAUCUGAUCGCGCCGUUUAUCCUCCAAACUCAUUGUCGGAAGACUAUUUUCCUUUUGCAUACAAAUUAGGAAGUCGAAUUCACACAAAUUCUUGGGGAGGUGGAGCUGGCAUAUUAGGUUACAGUAUUGACACAGCAGACAUUGACAAGUAUGUUUGGGAGCACAAAGACAUGCUCAUUUUGUUCUCUGCUGGUAACAGUGGAGAUGCCAUGGGAUAUUCUUCCAUUUCCACGCAAGCAGAAGCUAAAAACAUUCUUUCUGUUGGAGCAUCGAUGAACCCACUUGCAACCUUCCAAUAUGUGACUGACAAAUUACUUGAUAUGAACGCCUAUGCUCAAAAUUAUGCUAAACAAUUAUUGAGUAUUUUGGAUUGUCCUGCAGAAAAUCAAAAUUCAAGCAGCACGUGCUCUGGUUUUAAUUCUGACUUUUUAGAAACAUGUCAAUUUUUAAGAAAUUUCAAAACAGAAGCAGACUGUUGCAACACCACUGGUAAAUAUUGUUCCAAUUCAGGAUGUGGAUGUGCAUUUUAUGGACUUGGAUCUUUGUGUUGCAGAAAAUGUAGAUCAGAUCGAAUGAAGACGAGUUACAGUAACACUGUAUAUAACAAGGAAAAUAUCGCAUACUUUAGCAGUAGAGGUCCAACCUCAGAUGGACGCAUCAAACCUGACAUUGUCGCUCCUGGAUAUUUCAUUGUGAGUGCUCGAUCUCAUAACACCUUAUCCACUCCAAUGACUUGUAGUGAGAGUAGUCAAGAUGUCAGCCAAGCUGUUCUUCAAAUGGGAGGUACUUCUAUGAGUUGUCCUUUAACAGCUGCAAAUGCUGCCCUUGUCAGACAGUACUACACUGAAGGAUGGUAUUAUGAUGGCAAGAACAACACAUCCAAAGGAUUUAAACCUUCUGCUGCAUUGAUGAAGGCAACCAUUAUCAAUUCGGGUGUACCUCUACUCGGAUAUUUGGACUUGUCAGGAUUUUUAUUACCAAUUAAUGAUGCAUCCUCUAAUCCUGAAUUUAGACUUCAAGCAAAAUAUAUUGAAGGAUUUGGAAGAAUUCAAUUGGAUCGAGUUCUCAUGUUUGACAAUUCUACAAGAAAGCUUCUAAUUGGUAGAAAAGAAAAUAUUAAGACAUCAAGUAGUGUGAAGGAUGAAUUUGGUGAUCCAGUGAUUAGUUCAGAAGAAGAGUCACAUACCUAUUGCAUUGCACCAAAGGUAUCAGGCACAAUGAAUGAUGUCAAGAUUACUCUCACUUGGACCGAUUACCCAAGUAAUCCUGCAAGAGGUAGACAUUUGGUGAACAAUAUCGAUCUUGGAUGUAAAAUUGAUCGAGAUGUAUACUUUGGAAAUUCGAACACAUCUAAUACCUUUGAUCGUGACAACGUCAACAAUGUGGAACAGCUUGUUUUUAACAAUGUUCAGUCAAGAAUUGUUGUCAAUAUUGCAGCUUCAUAUAUUUACAAGGCCCAAAGUUAUGCCUUGGUAGUUUCUGGUGAAAAUAUCAAAUUCGAUGAAUGUGGAGAAAGUGAUUACUUUGAAUAUUCUGCACGUGGAAAGUCCUCCAGUAAUGGCUUGGCUACUGGAAUUAAGAUUUUUGGAUUUGAUCUUGCACUUGUCAUGCUAGCUGUUGUAUUAUUAUUGGUCAUUAUUGCAGCAGCGUCUGUAACCACAUGUGUUUUUGCAGUCAUUUGGGUGAGAAAGAAAAAUUCUCAGACAUCGUUUGCCAGAUUAGAAGAUGAAAACAAUCGCUUGUAA